Molecule: messenger RNA, 5934 nt
Organism: Neoarthrinium moseri
Lineage: Eukaryota; Fungi; Ascomycota; Sordariomycetes; Amphisphaeriales; Apiosporaceae
Exons: 2
Coding region: 1-5934 (1977 amino acids)
Source: RefSeq, a predicted model, not a curated record
AUGCCACCGGUCGAGCGUGACGCCCCGGCCGACCGGCAACUAAGACACUCACAUUCUGGCUCAAUCGACCACGGACGAGCACUCAUCCCAAUGUGGGACAGCUCGGAUCCCGAGAGGGCGCCGCCCCCUUUGCCGCUCAACCCACAAUCACCCAGCGUCGGCACAUCACGUAUAGGCACCUCGGCCGCCAUUCAAUCAGCACAUGCCGCACUUAACGAGAAGGCACGAGAGAAUGCGAUGAUGCCGGUCCUGACCAAGCGUAUGACCGACACCUCCCCGGAACGGGCACUGGUGCCCAGGGGAAGCGCCCACAAACGCAUGCAGUCACUGCAACCAGCCAGCGUGCGGGAUCUCAGCAUGAUGCUGGAAGGCUCUCCGAGACGCGACUCUGUCAGCUCUGCAAGAUCGCCCGAGAAACACACCCGCCCCUCGACUCCCGUUCGUGGACGAGAAAAUGAGAGGGAGCAAUCAGUCGACCGAGAGAACACUCCGACCCCAAUGUCGUCCAGCCUGACCCCCGUAUUACGCUCCUCCAUGCGGAAGACGCCCCAGAGUAUCCUGGGCGAGAACACUCCACCACAGUCGGCCACCAUGUUAGCACUACAGAACAUGCCUCAGACAUCUUCCAGGGAGACCCCGCCCGUGGAAUCCCCAAAGCCGCUGGCAACUGUCACCAACAAUUCGACUGCGGUGCCAAAGGCACACUCCUCGGUCGAAAAUCUAUCGGUCCAAAUUCUCACCCUGACCAACAUCGCCACAGCGUUGCAGAAAGAGAUGGGCCUGCUCAGCAGGCGUAGUAGAGACAACGCUACCGACUUGAUGAGUCUCAAAGAGGCUACCCAUGCAAGAGACGAGGACAUCCGCAAGAGUCUUCGCGAGAUUAUCAUCAAUGCCGACCAUGCAAAGAAAGACCGUGAUCCAUACGGCGGCUAUUAUCUUGAGAAUGGGCCCCACGGUAGCCCAACCCAAUCGAAAGCUAUGAGGCCAUUCUCACUGCCACGCAUUCCAUCGCCUACCAGCUUUGCCGCCUCCAUAGAGCGUGACUCUGUACUAAGCACACCUUCCUUGAUAGGAGAUUCACCUGCCACCCUUGCCCUCAUCGAGAAGAUCAUUCGAGAAAUGGGCACAAAGGAUGGGCAGGAUACCGUUAUUGAGCAGCUGUCGGAGCUCUCAGCCAAGCUGGCCGGCAUGGCCUCAUCUGCCAAGGUGGAGGAGCUCAUCACUGAGCUGAAGUCUACGAGUCAACAGCUCUCUCUUGUCCCUGCAGGCGGAGGUCGGGGAGGCGGUGGUAAUAACACGACACGCUCGCGCAACUUCAGCUUUGACGACGAUGACGAACGAAGUCUGCAGGAGAUCAACUGGAACCAGAACGGACCCGGUGCCAUGUCACAACGCGUCAAUGCCUUUAUUCAGGACAAGGACGGGCACCGGUCUUCGGUAUCAUCCACGCGAGGAAAUGAGGUUCUCAAUGAGGACUUGAUCAAGAUCAUUCGAGGCGUCAAAGACAGCGUUGCUCAAGGAGGCGGUCUUACCGCCGAGGUCAAGGCUCUCGUCCGAGAAUUACGUGGCGAGGUUCUUGGGAUGGGACGCGAAAUCGGCCGCCGCAUCGAUGAAGUCAAUGCGAAGGUCGCCGUAAGCCCAGCUUCCGAUGUGGCCGAAGGCAACGUCGAACCAGCAACCAAAAUUCAGAUGGAAAAGAUCGUUGUCGAAGGCCUGGAUCAGAUGCGACAGCGUAUGACACAGCUCCUGAGAGAACACCGCCGAGAGUCGUCAGGCUCAGAAAAGUCCGCAAUUGACUAUCAAGAGAUCUAUAAUGCCAUGAAGGCAGCGCUCCAGGACUCUGAAGCUAGUCACAUACGCGAGCCCGACUUGACCAGGGAUGAUGUCGUACAGGCCGUGAAAGACGCUUGGGAGACCUACAAGCCCGAGAUUCAUGUCGAACAGAUCGGCCUAGAGCGUGACGAGGUCCUCGCCUGUCUGAAAGAGGGACUUCAGGAGUUCGCUCCGCAGGACGCCCACGAGGGCGCAACCAGAGAAGAGGUGUUCAAGGCUGUCGUGGAAGGCUUGAAGCACUUCACGCCACCUCCCAUUGAUACACCAGCCAGUCUUUCCAGGGAUGAAGUCCUCGAGGCCGUCAGAGAAUGUCUGGAAGAGUUUGAGUUCCCUGUUGCUCCCUCAGCCAUCAACAAUGAGCUCACGCGAGACGAUAUGGUGGAAGCUGUCAAGCAGGGGCUCGAGACGUUCGACUUCCCCAGUACUGCCAACGCCAUUGUACCCCACAGCGGCAACGUCGACAACUCGGACGUUGUAGAACGCCUUCACGACAUAAUGCAAUUCAUGCAGCGUGAGUUCAAAGCUGUGUCCGAGGAAGCCAAGCAGAAUGUGGCAGCCAAUGGGAGGGAUACUGAGCAGGUUCUCGAUGCCACGAAGGAUGGCUUUGAUCAGCUCCGCGUUCAUAUGGAAAGUUACGUCAACCGUGCCAGUGGUGUAACGAAUCAAGAGGAGCUCAUGGAGACCCUCGUUCGGAGUCUGGAUGGGUUCCGGGACGAAAUAUCAGAGCUUGUCGUAAAAGCAACUGAUGGAUCCAGGAGCGUAUUGAAGGAAGAGGUGGAGUCGCUGCGAGACACAGUCAAUUCGUCUAUGGUACCGCACACGCCCGCGGGCGCCGACAAUAAGGAGGUGCUUGAAGCCUUGCGAGAAGGUCUGGAGCGUGUGCGUGUCGAAUUACUUCGACCACACGCAGGCACUACCGAUAUUCUUGACGCAAUGCAUGAGGGCUUUACUGACCUUGGUGCCAGUAUUGAGAAGAUCGGUAACAAGCCCACUGACCUCACUGCGAACGACGAAGUCCUUGACGCUCUCAGGUCAGGACUUGACAGCCUGCGUGGGGAAAUCGACUCACUCCGCGAACAGAGUCGACUGGACGCUCUUCAGUCUGGGAUCGAUAGCCUCAAAGCUGAUAUUGAUUCCCUCCGUGAGAACCACCAGAAUGACAAGGCGGUUGCGCCGGUUGGAGCUGCAGUUUCGGAUGCCAUUAUCCCCGCGGACACGCUGAAGCAGGACGACAUUAAGAAUCUCGAGGUCAUGCUUACGCAACUGCGCAUUAAGGUCGAAGCCAUGGAGCCAUCGGCACCCGCUGAGCACGACCACCUGUCCAAGAGCGACCUCGCGGAGAUGGAAGAGCUAAUUCGCAACAACUCAUUGAAGGAUGACGUGACGGAGAUGCAGGAACUUCUCCGCAGCAAUAUUUCCAAGAGCGACCUUUCCGAGAUGGAAGAGAUGCUCCGAAAUGUUCAGGAGUCAGUUGCUGGACUGGGUGCCAAGGAUGCUCCUAAGGAGGCUGGCGAAGGUGAAGAGCCAGCAGUCAAUCUGGAGGAUGCGGCCACGAAGGAGGAUGUGGUGGCAAUUGAGACUAUUCUCCGAAAUACAAAAGGCCGUCUAGAUGAUCUUAUGGACGGCGAGCAGGCCGUAAGGAAAGACCACAUUGAUACCAUCGAGGCUCUGGUGCUUGAAACCAAGGAAUCGCUUGGUUCUCUCACAACUCAGUUGGAAGGAGUCUCGAAGAAGGAGGACAUCAAUGCUGUUGAGUCUCUUGUCACGCAAGUCAAUGCUGCACUCGACGAAAUGAAAGAGCGCGCAGAGAAGUCGCUCGAGGACCCGGAGCGUGUCACCAAGACGGACGUCGAUGCCGUCGAGGCCGUCUGUCUAGACAUGAAGUCCGUUGUGGACGGGAUGUUGAAGACCGACAUUGCAGCUCUGCCAUCCAAAGAAGAUCUCAAGAGCCUGGAAGACGUCGUCAAGGAAGCCAAGGCUGUUCUGGACUCCCAAGUUGAGACUAACAACAAGGCCUUCGAAGAGCGCCAAGCUGAGAUCGUUGGUGUUAGUGAGCGUGUGACCGAGGUCAAGACUUUCUUCGAGGAGUUCCAGACGCUCGUCAAGGAGAAGCUAGAGCACGAGACAUCAGGACUCGAGGCACUCGGAAAAACCUUGGGCGGCCUUAGCGAAACUGUGGACAAGAAUGCCAGCAUCUCAGACGACCUGAAGGAGAUGUUUGAGCUGAUGAAGACAGAGUUUGAGGAGUCAAAGACUGGUGUCGUAGGCGCCAAGAUUGACAACGACGAGAAGCUCCAGGCUGCGACCGAGACACUCGGCUCAAAGAUUGAAGAAAAGGUCGGAGAGCUCAUCACCAAGUACGAUGCCUUUGAACUUGUCAUGGAAGAGCGAAGCAAGUCUGGUGAAACCAGGGAUGUGGAGAUGGAGGCUGCAGUGGUUAGCACCAAGGCAGUGGCCGAAGAGUUGAAGUUGUUGAUCGACACACUCGGUUCCACUGUCACGGAGUCCUUGGAAAAGAUGGAAGAAGCCUCAAAGACGGUGUUCACCCGUGUCGAGGAGCUCUCCACAAAGUCCGAGGAAAACCAUUCUGACGAUAAGAAUGAGCAUUCCUUGACUCGCGAACAGGUCAAGGCUGCGGUAACUGUGGUCGAAGGUCUCCAGGGUCAUGUCGUCGAGUAUCAGCCCAAGAUCCUUGAGAGCAUCAAAGACGUUCUCCUCAUCGUCGGUCAGCACUACGAGCAUUCCAAGACAACCACCACAGAAAUGCAGAAGACCAUCGAAGAUGUCAAGGAUAAGGAACCGGAGCUACCUCAACUACCCCCCGUGGAGAAGUACGACGAUACUGAGAUGCACACCAAGCUGGACAAGUUGAUCGACCACAGCCACGCCGCAGGAAAAGCCUACUCUCAGCUCGACACACUCGACAAGGUGCACGCGCAGGUUGUACAGACGGCGGCCGAUAUUUCGAACUUCCUUGAAACACAGACAAAGCAGAUCGACGAGGCUCGCGAGGAUCACGAAAAGAGCAUCGAGGACGCCAAGAAUAAGCUUCAAGAAACCAACGUAGCUCUAGCCGUCGCCCAAGCAGAAAAGGAGCACGUUGAAGCGAAUGUGGAGGCUCUCCGCUCGGAAGAAGAGCAACUUCGCGAAAGCAUCUUGGCCUUGAGGACGGAACAAGAGUUCCUGACCCGUCAAAAGACCCGGCUCACCGCCGACCUCUCAUCUGUUGAGACAGCUGUGCACAUUCGCAGGGAGGAGCUGCAUGCAAUGGAGACUCGGGCCGAAGGCCUGGAGCGCCGCAUCUUGGAGGGGGUACUUGACCAUUCUCGUGCUCUUCUUAUGACCAAGUCCGGCGCGAAAGGUCGAGAUGCCAUGUCUCGGAAGCGCGUACCGGCUGCUAGGUCCAGCCUAACUCCCCUCGAUGCUCCAGCGCUCAACGUCCAGUCGCCAACGGCUCAGCGGAAAGCAGUCAACCUCGCUGUCAAUGGUAACAGGGCCAGCCUCAUUCCUCCAAACCCCGCCGGUGCCUCGAGGCGUAUCCUGAGUCUUAGCCAGAUCACGAACAACUCUCCCACGGGCGGUAUAAAGCGCAGCCAAAGCGUUCGGGCGGCAGCCGGUGCUGGGCCCCUCCGCAAGAGUAGCUGGGGCGGAGGCCUGGGGAAAAAGUAUGGUGAACUUGGGGUGAACAAGGAAAACGAACCCAUUGAUUCCGUUCGCGAAAUCGAUGAACCACCAGAGAGCGAGGCUGAACAUGAGCCUGAACCAGUUCCAACUCCCCCUGAGACACCGUUGGAGCCUGAGACACAACUAGAAUUAGCCCAGCCAGCCUCUGAGGUGUCAACAGAAGGCGACGAGGCAGAAGAGGACCAAGGUGAAGACGAUGCCAGCGAUGCAGGCACGUUGAGGAGGUCAAGUCUGGGCACGACCGUCAUUACUUCUACGGAGACCGAAGGCGGUUACACGGAUUACGAUGACGAGAGUUACGAUGGACAGAGCGACUGGACGGAAAGUGCACUGGGCACUGAAAGCAUAGCCGACACUGAGAGCAUUGCAGAUUCCGCGCUCAGCGAGGGAGGGGAGCUGGUGUUGCAUGCUGCUUAG